This is a messenger RNA of Cordyceps fumosorosea ARSEF 2679, 1788 nucleotides long. RefSeq lists its product as hypothetical. NCBI's taxonomy places the organism in Eukaryota, Fungi, Ascomycota, Sordariomycetes, Hypocreales, Cordycipitaceae. The record is from RefSeq and is a predicted model, not a curated record. The transcript is spliced from 2 exons. The coding region runs from base 1 to 1788 and encodes 595 amino acids.
AUGUCAUGGCAUAAUUCCAAUAACCCUUCACGGCCAACGCCACGCCCUCGCCUCACAACGUCACGGCCCAGCGACGAGGCGCAAUCCCGCGCCGACCUGGCCGCCAACGCCGCCCCCUUGCCCAGAGGUGCGCAGCAACGUCCGGAACGGUUGGAACGGUUGGAAUGGGAUGGUUUGCAACACCUGGAGCACCUCGCCAACAGAGAACGCCGGAUAGACAACGCCACCCGGGAGAGACUGAGCUCCCUCCUCCGCGAAAGUUGGACGACCCCGCUUGGUCACGGUGUUUUUGGGCACCGGCACCAGGAUCGCCCCAGCUUACCGCCCUCACGCUUCGAUGCCGCACCCCAAACGCUGCCUGCACCCUCCUCCGGCGCUGACUUUGCCUCGCGGUUUCCAAAUACUCAUCGUAUGGCCAGCCUAGAACAGCUGGACCGCACAUUGGAUGAGGCCAACGCACACCUGCGCGCCCUGCUGGACAUGACCUCGGCCAACAGUGUCUCGCGCCAGCUUCUGCCCACAAACCCUUCGCCUAGCUAUGCGCCAUCCACACGUGCGCAUGACUUUACCUAUGAUAACCAGCGCAAUAAGCGCAGAAAGGUCGAUGAGGACAAGUACGCUACCGUCGUACCGGGCUUCCGAUACGGCCACUACGGCCAAGUGGAAGCUGGCAAUUUGGAAAUGGAACUGGUCAGCUGUGAUGGCGGUAUGUUCUCCAAUGGCUCGUCCUACGCCGCGGAAAACAUCCUCAAGGAUGACCAGUCCGUCUACUGUACCAAGGGAAACCGGUGCAACAUUGUCCUGCGUCAUCGAGGUUCCACGACGUUUACGCUCUCGGAACUGAUCAUCAAAGCCCCCGGUUCCAUGAACUACUCUAAUCCUGUCCGCGAAGGCAUGGUAUUUAUUUCCAUGGAGCAUGACGACGUUCUGCAUCGCACUACCCAGUACCAAAUUCAGUACACGCCAAGUACUGCCAGGGCUGCUACCGGUCCCGCUGCGCGCGACCGUGUGACAUUCACCAGCACGGAUUCCCGCACACGACUCAACCACGAGGCGCAGCAAUACGGGUACUACCCGGGAAGCAUCCUGGUUGGCCCUACCUCCUUUCUCUACACUGGUGAAGACGGCAUCCGCGCGCCACAGAUGCCACGGGAAUUCAGCACCAGCCAGCCGGACUUUCGCAUCAGCACUGAGUUUAGUGAUGAGGACGAGGAAGCCAUCAGCGGCUCCGCAGCUCCGGUAUCUAUCCUCCGCCGUCCGCCGCCCAACCGCAUCGGCACGCUGCCCUUUGAGAAUGAUGAGGAAUCCGAUUCGGACCUUGAUUGGGACAAUUCCGACAGCCUGUUUCUUCACGAGAGCAGUGCCAGACGCCCGCGCCACCCAGCCAGCACCAGCGCCACCAACCUACUUGACGUCAACUUGGAUGAGUUCCCGGGCUUGGCGGGCGGCGGCGGCGGCGGCGGCUCCAGCUUCAACCUUAGCAGUAAUGCCGGCGUAUCGCACGGCAGCGCCGCGCUCACCGAGACCUGGGCUGCGCACACCGGCGCCACGCAGGACGCCGGCCGCGCUGUUGGCGGCGGCUCCCUACUUGCCCCACACGCUCGCUUCCACAUUGAGAAGAAGAAGAGCAAGUGUACCAUGCGUUUUGACCCCCCCGUGUCUGGCCGCUUCAUCCUGCUCAAAAUGUGGAGCUCCAACCACGACCCGGACAGCAACAUUGACAUACAGGCCGUCCUUGCGCGGGGCUUUGCAGGGCCUCGCUACUUUCCCGCCUUGGAGAUGCGCUGA